AUGGCGGGUGGAGAGAUGAAGAAACGAAAGAAGGUGGAUAGCGAGGGGAGUUCUUGCAACGUGAAACUCUUUGUGGACAAACAUGCUAAGAAGAGAUUUGAAUUUCAGCAGAAUGAUAGUUUUAUGUACCCUAUGAAUGCAAUAGAUAUAAGUACACUAAAUAAAAUUGUGGGAGUUAUUUCAGGUGCGAAAUGGGGUAAGUGUGUGAAGCAGACAUCAACAGUGUCUCAGGUUGUGGGUGAUCAAGUUGGUUAUGCCGUUGGUACUAGUGUGGUUAGACAAACACUUCAGACUAUAGUUGAAAAGUUAGAGGCUCAAUUUGAAAAGUUUAAGGAUGAAACGAUGAGAUCUUUCCAGCGCCAAGAGACAAAGUUAGAUUGUUUUUAUAAGGACUUUAAAGAGUAG
This is a messenger RNA of Ilex paraguariensis (yerba mate), 405 nucleotides long. Lineage: Eukaryota; Viridiplantae; Streptophyta; Magnoliopsida; Aquifoliales; Aquifoliaceae. The record is from the annotation of a GenBank genome assembly.